Lolium perenne is the source of this 1352-nucleotide messenger RNA. RefSeq lists its product as uncharacterized. The record is from RefSeq and is a predicted model, not a curated record. Gene Ontology annotation, biological process: translation. Gene Ontology annotation, cellular component: ribosome; large ribosomal subunit. NCBI's taxonomy places the organism in Eukaryota, Viridiplantae, Streptophyta, Magnoliopsida, Poales, Poaceae. Gene Ontology annotation, molecular function: structural constituent of ribosome; large ribosomal subunit rRNA binding.
CGACCACGACACAUCGCGAUGCAGCCCACAGUGACCUAACCGCCGCCACCACGCCCCGCCGGUGAGCAAGCAGUCGCCGCCGCCCCUCUUCCCCCGAAGCCUCCCUCCCCCGCACGCAUCCAUUCCCGGCCGCCUCGCCGACAUCUGAAUCUCCUCCCGCACACCACCUGCUUCUCCUCCCGCGCGCCGAGCUCCGGCCACCACCGUCUCUCCGCCUCCGUCCUCGUCAAUCUGCACCGCGGACGACCUCGUCGACAGCCCCCUCGCCCUCGCCCUCAAGCACAGCCAGAUUCCCCCAUCCCGACCUUCUCCUCGACCUUCUUCAGCCGGUGUCCUACAGAAUCAACCUCUUCUGCCCCGACGUCCUCCUCCAGGAGCUCAAGAUCUGAAAAAGGAAUAACAUGGCAACAACACUUAAAGAUGUGGCGACGCGGAAACCUGUUCUAGCGACAAUCCGUCUCUUAGUUCCCGCUGGAGCUGCCAAACCUGCACCACCCGUUGGACCAGCUCUCGGCUUCUACAGGCUUAAUCUGAUGGCAUUCUGCAAGGACUUCAACGCCAGGACACAGAAGUACAAGGCAGAAACUCCGAUGCAGGUCACUUUGACUGCCUACAAGGACAGCACUUUCGAGUUUGUGGUCAAGUCACCCUCGGUUUCAUGGUUUCUCAAGAAAGCAGCAGGCAUUGAGACAGCGAGCAGCCGCCCGGGGCACAGCAUUGUGACGUCUCUCUCGCUCCGUCAUGUCUACGAGAUCGCGAAGCUGAAGCAGACCGACCCGUUCUGCAAGCACAUGUCGCUGGAGGCCUUGUCCAAAUCCAUCAUCGGCACGGCCAAGUCCAUGGGCAUCGAAAUUGUUAAGGAUCUGGACUAGCCUCAAUCGUAGUUAUAUUGCUUUGAUCUGCGACUGUCUGGUCUUAUCUGACCUGGACGAAAGUAGGUAUCGGAUUUUUCUUUUGAAGGCUCCAUCCUUGGAAAUCAUCCCCCCUUUUUCUUAUUCAGGUUGUACGUGGUACUUUUUCUCAAAAAAAUGCAGCCAUUCGGGGAUGGUUGGCUAGUAAUAAGUUUGAGCUUUGCGUGAACUGUCUUCUGGAACAGAUAGAUGACACUCAACUUCUUGUCUCACUGGAAAUUGUAACUUCAACGCCUUCCAUGUGAAGAUGUUUGCUUAACAUUGUUGCACUGAAUUCUGUUUUGGGUAUCGUAGGCUUGAAGUUAUAAUGCUUUUCUCCACCUACUGAUAGGCGACAGGACAUAAAGAUGUUAUUUCAGUGGUGUUGCUGCUUGACCUUUUAAUAAUUUUAAAGGAAGAUAUCAUGGGUUGUAAUUUUAAAUGAAUUUACUCCUACUCUUA